Molecule: messenger RNA, 1455 nt
Organism: Penicillium lagena
Lineage: Eukaryota; Fungi; Ascomycota; Eurotiomycetes; Eurotiales; Aspergillaceae
Product: putative salicylate hydroxylase
Exons: 4
Coding region: 1-1455 (484 amino acids)
Biological process (GO): secondary metabolite biosynthetic process
Molecular function (GO): FAD binding; monooxygenase activity
Source: RefSeq, a predicted model, not a curated record
AUGGCGGCGCCACGGGCAAAAUUGCCGCUUGAUGUCAUUGUAGUCGGUGCUGGUAUGCUUUUUCUUUUCGCAAAGCAUUAUGAAAACAUGAUUUCGUCUAACAUGCACAGGCAUCGGUGGUAUGGCUGCGGCCCUGACGCUGGGGUUGCGAGGGCAUCGUGUGGUAGUCUUGGAAGCGGCGCCAAAGGUACGAGUACCGCAUUAGUCGUGGUGAAUCUUGCUAACAGAUUGAAUAGCUCAUGGAAGUGGGAGCCGGGAUUCAAGUCUCGCCAAAUAUGCUUCGCCUUUUUGACCGUAAGAAUGCAUGCAGCCCAUCUCCUGUCGGAUUCUUGCUCACCAAAACUUCCAGGAUGGGGCGUCUCGGACUUGAUCCACGCCCAAGACGUGGCACUGGAGCACAUUCACGUACGUCGAUGGCAAGACGGUAGCCUUCUAGGCACAGUGCCAGUGAACAAGACCUUCGGGCAACAAGUGGUCGUGCACCGCGCAGACCUGCACAACGCCCUGAUCGCCAAAGCGUUAGAACUCGAUAACGUGACGCUGCGCGAGAACUCCAUUGUCACCGAUGUACAAUUUAGUCCUGCCUCCGUGACACUAUCGAGCGGGACAAUCAUUCGCGGCGACGUGGUCAUCGGUGCAGACGGGAUCAAGUCCACCGUCCGCGAGCACCUGCUCCAGGACUCAUCGAUCAAAGCAAUCCCCACCGGCGAUGCAGCGUAUCGGAUUAUCCUACCGCGCAGCAUUAUGGAAAAGGAUCCAGAGCUGAAGACUCUCAUUGACGAACCGCAGGCGACGAGGUGGGUCGGGCCUGGACGGCAUAUUAUCGCGUACCCGGUUCGCAAGCAUGAGCUGUACAACGUUGUGCUGCUUCAUCCGGAUAGACAGGGAGUUGAAGAGUCAUGGACGACUAAGGGGUCGAAGCAGGCGAUGGUUGAUAAUUAUGAAGGAUGGGAUUCCAAGGUAAGGAAGCUCAUUGAUCUGGUGCAUGACGAUGAGGUGCUUGAGUGGAAAUUGUGCCUGCAUCGUCCGCUGAGGACAUGGAUCCGGGGAGCUGUGGCUUUGCUUGGUGAUGCAUGCCAUCCGAUGCUACCAUAUGUCGCACAGGGCGCCGCGCAGGCAGUCGAAGAUGCCGCCGCGCUCGGCGUUGUAUUGUCGUCUAUCACAUCUCACAAAGACAUUCCACGGGCAUUGCAAGUAUAUGAGAAGUCACGGAAGCAGCGCGCAGAGACUGUGCAGCAAUCUGGCUCCGAGAAUCGGAUCACAUUACAUUUGCCCGAUGGCCCGGAACAGCGGGCGCGCGAUGAGCAGUUCCGCGCGUCUGCCAGUGGGACAAACCCGGAUAAGUGGUCAGAUCGGGAGACACAGGAAUUUUUAUGGGGUUGGGAUGCCGAGAAAGCGGCUUUGGACGCCUGGAAGGAAAUGCAAGAGGGCGUCAAGGUCAACGCCAAUUUGUGA